Messenger RNA from Coccidioides immitis RS, 1563 nucleotides. Its product is annotated as monooxygenase. Lineage: Eukaryota; Fungi; Ascomycota; Eurotiomycetes; Onygenales; Onygenaceae. The record is from RefSeq and is a predicted model, not a curated record. The transcript is spliced from 9 exons. The coding region runs from base 1 to 1563 and encodes 520 amino acids.
AUGGCAGAAGCACACGUCUCCAAACUGCGGCGGAGCCCGACCGUCAUCGUCAUCGGUGCUGGGCCCUCAGGAAUCUGCAUCGCCCACGAAAUGAAGCAUAAUAUGGGAUUUGAUGAUUUCAUGAUCUAUGAAAAACUGGACGGGCCCGGGGGAACAUGGAGGGCCAAUAACUACCCCGGGUGUGGUUGUGACAUCCCCACGCACCUUUAUUCGUUCAGCUUCGAGCUCAAACCCGAUUGGUCCAAGGAACUAUGUGACCAGAAGGAGAUAUUGGAAUACAUGGAGAACACUGUGGAUAAAUACAACCUCCGCCCCCAUAUGCGCUUCGGGAUCGAAUGCAUGGGCGCAAGAUGGAGUUCCGACAUUGGUCAAUGGGAAGUAACGUUGAGAGAUCUCAAGACAAACAUCGAAUACUCUCGGUAUGCCACUGCACUGGUCUCUGCCGUUGGUGGUAUUUCGUUUCCUCGCGAUGUCAAGUUCAAAGGGAUGGAGAAAUUCCAAGGGAAGAUAUUUCAUACGGCGAGGUGGAAUCAUGACUUCGACUACACAGGGAAGAAAAUGGCUGUCAUAGGAAACGGUUGCAGCGCCGCUCAGGUUGUCCCUGCUCUGUUGUCAAAGGCAGCAUGUGUCAAACAAUAUGCGCGGAGUCCUCAGUGGUAUCACGAGAGACCGAAUCGUCCAUUCACGAAUUUUGAGAAGUGGUGCUUCAAACAUAUUCCUUUCUGGCUUCGAUGGCAGCGACUGCGACUUUUCCUUGAGAGUGACAACCUCGUCUCAACCUAUAUGCCUGGACCAGCGGCAGCGAAAGUGCGAGAGCGUGUGGAAACACAAGCGAAGGAGUAUAUCCAUGCUACCGCGCCAGAAAAAUAUCACGAUUUCAUCGUCCCAAAAUUUCCGCUCGGUUGCAAGCGUCGUAUAUUUGAUCCUGGUUAUCUCCAGUCCUUGCACGCGUCAAAUAUCGAGGUUAUCCCGGAAGGGAUCAAAGAAAUCACCGAAACCGGUAUUAUCAGCGACAGUGGUGUCGAACAUGACUUUGACGCGAUCGUUCUAGCAACCGGGUUUCAGGUACAGCAAUUUUUAACUCCGAUGGAGAUCGUUGGGUCCAGUGGAGUAUCUCUGCGCAGGCAAUGGGAAGAGAAUCGUGGCGCGCAAGCCUUUCUAGGUACAACAGUCCAUAACUUCCCCAAUUUUGGUAUCCUAUUUGGGCCAAAUACAUUCCCCGCCCAUAACUCCGUUCUCUUCACCUGCGAAGUCCAGGUUGGAUAUCUCGCCCGUACCAUCCUUGCGCCACUGAUCGAUCGUCGCGUCUCCAUAAUCGACGUGAAAGAAACCCGCGAAAACGUCUGGGUGAGCGAUAUUCAUCAGCAGCUACAAGGUUCAGUAUUCUCUGCUGGUUGUUCAAACUGGUAUAUUAAUGAAUUCGGGCGAAAUUCCGCCUCAUUUCCAGGAUAUGCGCGCAACUUCUGGGUGCAGACCUGGAUGACUGCCAACGGGCUUGAUGACUAUGAUGUGAUUGGCAUCCAGGUGGCUAAGAAUUUGGUGGAGGACGAAGAGGCGGGUUAG